Messenger RNA from Caenorhabditis remanei, 2616 nucleotides. RefSeq lists its product as uncharacterized. The record is from RefSeq and is a predicted model, not a curated record. The coding region runs from base 1 to 2616 and encodes 871 amino acids. NCBI's taxonomy places the organism in Eukaryota, Metazoa, Nematoda, Chromadorea, Rhabditida, Rhabditidae. Gene Ontology annotation, cellular component: cytoplasm. The transcript has 10 exons.
AUGCCAUUAUUCAGUUGGCGUCCGCGUAUUCUCGGAGGUCGAAAGACACCAGAACCCACACAGGCCGUUCAAAUAACUAUAGCUCCGGAACCACAGGAAAUUCCGGAAGCAGCGAGUUCAAAACCUCGAAAUGUUCGAUUUGACGAUGUGGCAAAACAACGAACAAAUGAUAAUUAUAUGAAAGAGAGAACGCCUUCUGAUUGGACAACUAAUACAUAUGGGGGAGAAGCUAGAGUUAUUGGAACAGUUCGUCCAGAAAAGAACCUGACAAGUUCGAGCGGGAGAAUACCCCCGGAGGAGCCAACGAAUGACUGGAGAUAUGCAGAUGAUGUUAAAGUUCGAAUCGAUCCAAUCGACAAUCAAAGACAGCUUGAUUCUCAAACUUCUCGUUUCGUUCAACCUCCUUCCAGAGCCACUUCAGUACUUCAAAGCUUGAGAGAACAGAAGGAAAAUCUGGAAUACGAUGAAAGAAGACGUGAAGUUUCCACGUUGCCUAGCAGUUAUUCGAGUUCUCGUCCAGAAGUUUAUGGAACUAUUCAGAGAUACGAUACUGUCAGCAGAACAGAUUCUCAUUUAACUUCGGAUUCUCAAACUGCAAGACAUCUUGAUGAUAUGAACGUAGUUUUUCUGCAAGCGAACGAUGAGGUCAAACGAAUUCUUUUGCCACGAAACUUGCACUCGAUGCACCAAGUGAAAAUGUCGUUUGUUCGAACAUUUCCUAACGUGAAUAGAGCAUUUGUGGAGCAGCCACACGUCAAAAUCUACAUUCAAGAACCAACAAAAGGUGCACUUUUCUAUGAGCUCGAGGAUCCAGGAGAUAUAAAAAAUAAAUCAGUUCUUCGAUUGAGAGAAAAAACUCGUGUAAUGUCACCAGUUGGCUACUUGGAUCAACCAGAUUAUCACUCUGAAACUGAACAAGAUGAUGGAAGACGUGGAAUGAUCCCAAUGUUGAGACCUGCAUCUGCAAUGGCUGCUCCAAGUGUAAACUAUAUGCACAGUAAUAUUGUUCCGAAACCAGCAGUUUAUGACAUCUAUUCUGAUCCAUAUAAUUCGGAUACGAGCAGUCAUGAUAGUCGAAGUGUCACACGAUCAGGAUCAGCUACUCCAGUUAUUGAUAGAGAAUCCAGAGUACGAAUGGAAACAAUGGAAAGGCAACUCGCCGGUCUAUCAAAUCUAGUUCACACCGCUCUUGUCAGUAAGGGAAUGAGUGAGACAACACAAAGAGAUAUGGCUGAACUUCGACGAGAGAUUCUAUCCAUGCACCCUGACAAUGCUCGAGAAUCAUCCGAAGAACCCGCCUCUUCUUUAUCCGAUUCAAUUUCUUCUCACACCGCCUAUCAACUUUCUAUUUUACGUAACAAGCUAAAAGAGACUCAUAAUGAAUUGAGGCAACUCAAAAGUUCUGCACAGGUCAAUGCUCAAACUGGGAACACUUUGUUAAGAGAAGCCGGAGAUAAGAUAGGACGAUUGGUUUCUGAGAGAAUGAGAGGAGGUCCUGUAACGACAAUGACGGAAGUUCUGAAUAAAGGAAGAGACGAUUCGACUCUGGAUAAAAAUGCAGAAAGUCAACGAAAUGAACAUGCGAGCCGACUUGCAGAUUUAUUGCAUUCACUUACAAGCUUCGAGACGAAUGUAGAAUCAGUACGAGGAUGUGUUUUAUCGAAUCAAAAGAAACUAAGAAUGAGCGAAGUGGAAGAUAUGACAGAGAAGUUAACAAAUAUUGGUAGACUUGCUGCAACUUUGAAAACUGACUUCCCACCGAUUCAGAUGUCAAUUGAACAGCAAAUAAAGAAAGAUAUGGAACGAGUUGUUCGAGAGGAAAAGUUCAUCCGUGAUCAAAAUACAGCAGUUGACCAAAGUCUUCGUCGUUGCAAAGCUUUGGCCAAUAUAAUGGUGACAAUGAAAAAGUUGGCAAUGGUACAAGAUCCAACAAUUCAAAGAAGAAAGAAAGGAGUUGAACGAACGGAUUCUGGAGCUGGAACACCAACGAAUGGAACACCACGUCUACCACCGAAGCCAACUGUAUCUCAAGCAAUUGCAAUGCAACAACCAGUUAAUCAAGGAUAUUCAAGUCAUUCAGCUCCACCAACUCCUCCAGCUCAUCACUUCCAUUCAUCUUCUAUUCCUCCAUCGACACCACCUGCUCAACAAUUUCAAGUUUCUUCUGUUCCUCCACCACCUCCACCUCCCCCACUACCUCUUCAGCAGUCUCAGCUGACACAAUCUCUCCAGUUAGCUGCAAGUAGUUCUCCUGUUGUCAAUACUCCAUUAAAUGUUGUUAAAGUGGCUCCUCUCUACGAAUACAAAGAAUCUCCGAAGUCACCUGUCAGUGUUCUUGACAAUGUUCUCGAAGAAGUCGGUGAUCCAGGAAGUGUUCCACGUCCUCCGAGUCGGUUUUCAGUGCAAGAUGUUCGGCAGAAGUUUUCGAAACCUCCAGAGCUUCCAGAUCAGCUUCGCAACUUGAUAGAAGAUGUCGCUCGACGAGCUUCCCCAGGUCCUGAUCAGAUGAACGACCGAAGGCAAGAUUUAGAAGAACGUCAGGAACGAUUGGCUGAAAAGCAACGUCAACUGAGAUCCCAGUUUCAGCAGCUACAACAACUUGCUCCUCUUCCCUAA